This is a messenger RNA of Sitophilus oryzae (rice weevil), 648 nucleotides long. RefSeq lists its product as uncharacterized. The record is from RefSeq and is a predicted model, not a curated record. Bases 1 to 648 code for a protein of 215 amino acids. Lineage: Eukaryota; Metazoa; Arthropoda; Insecta; Coleoptera; Curculionidae. The transcript has a single exon. Gene Ontology annotation, molecular function: nucleic acid binding; zinc ion binding.
AUGCAACAGAACAUUAAUCUAGAUGAUAUGGGUGUACAAGUUCAACGAAUCAAUAUUAAUCGUGGUGCACUAACAAUAAAGCUUAGAUCAAAAGAAGAAGAGGGUGAUAACAAAUUCCGACAGGCUGUUGCCAAUAAUUUGGGCGAACAAGGAACGGUUGAAACGGCCAGAAAAAAGAAAACUCUCAUUGUUAGACGUAUUGAUAUUAUUAACACAGAAGAAGAUAUAAAGUCAGCUAUACAAGAAAUUACAAAAACGACUUCGUUUGAAAUUAAACUAUUGGUAGACAAAAGAAGGAGAUACAAAAGAACAGCCAUAGUUACGCUAGCGGAAGCGCCCGCACUAGAGAUGUUGACAUCAGGACAAAUUAAAAUUGGGUGGACAAGUUGUAAGGUAAUGGAGCUUUUGACACCACCAAAAUGCUAUCGAUGUUACGAUUUUGGACAUUUUGCUGAUAAGUGUGUUAACACCGAUCACAUGAAAACCAAAUGUAUCAGAUGUUGCGAAGAGGGGCACAGAGCAGUAGAAUGCCAAAAUCUACCUAACUGUUAUCAGUGUGACAAAGAAGGACAUACAGCAGGGACGAUGGCGUGUCCCGCUUACAAAAAAAUGGUAGAGGAUAUUAGAAAAGAGCAAAAACAACCUUAA